Messenger RNA from Seminavis robusta, 465 nucleotides. NCBI's taxonomy places the organism in Eukaryota, Bacillariophyta, Bacillariophyceae, Naviculales, Naviculaceae. The record is from the annotation of a GenBank genome assembly.
AUGCCUGAAGUAUCCAACUAUGGGUCUGUGGAAGACCAAGCCGAAGAAGGAAGAUCGUUUGAUGAGAAGGAUACAUACUACUUGAACGAAAGCAGACUAACCCCGGAAGAACGCAAGAGGAAGUGUUUGCUGCUUGCCGUUCCCCUAGUUUUGGCCGUUCUGAUCAUUGGCGGUUUCACGCUCUUUUUGCUCAGGGAUUUUGACUUUUUGUAUCCUGGUAGAAAUGGAGGAAAUAGACACAGGACGCCAAGAACGCCAAUUCCAGUUUACCCCAGCGAUACCGGUUCUAGCACUGCCACUGAGGAUACUAGUAGUACCGGUACCAGUACCAGUACCAGUACCAGUACGGACAGUGCUGCUGGCAGCUCUCCAGGUGCUUCCUGCUUGGCACAUGAAAAAUGUACGGGCCUGACUGGAGAUUGCUGCCCUUCUAUCGACGGUCUCUUCCUCCAAUGCUGCAACUAG